This is a messenger RNA of Cucurbita pepo subsp. pepo (vegetable marrow), 1087 nucleotides long. RefSeq names its product alpha carbonic anhydrase 7-like. NCBI's taxonomy places the organism in Eukaryota, Viridiplantae, Streptophyta, Magnoliopsida, Cucurbitales, Cucurbitaceae. Gene Ontology annotation, biological process: one-carbon metabolic process. The record is from RefSeq and is a predicted model, not a curated record. Gene Ontology annotation, molecular function: zinc ion binding; carbonate dehydratase activity.
GGAAGAAACAAAGAAGCUUCAAAUUUGUAUGUUUGAUGCUUAUAAAUACCUAAUUUUUGUUCUAAAAUCACCACAAACCACACCCAAAUUGCUUAGCUAAAGAAGAACCCAAAGGUUUUAAAGAUGGUGAAGCUCCCAUUUCACGUCAUUUUUGGCUCAUUUUUAUGUGCGUUUCUUCUGGUUUCAUGGCCUGUAAUGUGUCAAGAAGUUGAAGAUCAGAAGGAGUUUGAUUAUGACGCUGAAGGAGAUAGAGGACCUACUCAUUGGGGAGAGCUUAAACGAGAAUGGCAUGGCUGUAAGACUGGGUUGAUGCAAUCUCCUAUUGAUUUGUUGCAUAAGAGAGUCCGAAUUGUGUCCCAUUUUACCAACCUCAAGAUCGACUAUAAACCCUCCAAUGCAACUCUCAAGAACAGAGGUCAUGAUAUCAUGCUGAAAUGGAGUGGUGGAGCUGGAUCUAUAAAUGUCAAUGGAACUCGAUACUUUCUAAGACAAUGUCAUUGGCACUCACCCUCUGAGCACACCAUCAAUGGAAGAAGGUUUGCCUUAGAAGCUCAUUUGGUGCACCAAAGCCGAACUGGAAAAGUUGCUGUCAUUGGACUUCUGUACAACAUCGGACGACCAGACCAUUUCUUGUCCAAAUUGGAAGAGUAUUUGGAAGAUAUAUCGGAUUCAAGGGAAUACGAUAAAUUGAAUGUGAUCGAUCCAUCGUUGUUGAAGAUGCAAAGCAGUUUAUAUUAUCGGUAUAUCGGCUCUCUUACCGUUCCUCCGUGUUCUCAAAAUGUCCUUUGGACGAUAGUGAGAGAGAUUAGGACGGUUGCACCGGAACAAGUGAAGUUGCUUCGUGUGGCUGUUCAUGAUGAUUCGGACACUAAUGCAAGACCUCUGCAACCUCUCAAUGAUCGAAAGAUUCAACUACGAAUAAAAAACUAAUGGAGGAGAAUUGAUUGCAACUACUACAUGGAAUAAAUAUUUAUUGUAUUUUUCAUUCCAAACACCAUGGCUAUCAUGCCAUAUCUUUAUUUUUUUAUAUGUUAACACAUGUUAUGAAAUUUAUAAUAAACUCAAUAAUAAAAGAAUUCUUGUUGUA